AUGUUCAACAAAAGUAAUAUCAUGAAACUACUGUUGCUCUUCCUACUUUCCAUUGUUCUUGAUAAAUCGCAGUGUGCUUUGGACUAUGAUGAUGAGGACUCUACUGCUGUACCAGUGAUUGAAGGUGAGGGUGAAGGAGUGGAUGCACGAGGGCACAGGCCGGUCAACAAACAACGGGAACCAGUUCCAACAUUCAGGCCAGCUCCUCCUCCUCCUAGCGGUGGCCUUAGAUACCGAGCUCGUCCAACAAAAGCCCCUGCCCGGGGUCAAGCUGUACAGCAGAUAGUUUACCCUGACAGCGGAGGCUGCAGACAUGCGUCAGAGGAAUUGGGAGUGCUAUGUCCAACUGGAUGUGAGCUGCAAACUGCACUGGUAAAACAGGAAAGAACAGUGAAACCAUCUAUUGCAGAUCUAGACAAGAAAAUACGUGCCCUAGAAAGAACCUCUUCCACUUUCUAUGAGUUCACCAACCAACUGGAUCAGCGGUUAACGAAAAGACAGAAACAAGUAAAAGAUAAUGAGAAUAUAAUUUCUGAAUACAACAAAGAGGUUGAGCAGCAUUACAUUUUCAUCAAAGAGAACAUGGACAGCAACAUACCAUCUAAUCUGAAAAUACUUCGUAGUAUUGUGGACACUUUGCACCAAAAAUUAGAAAAACUGGAAAGCGUUGUCACAUCCCAGUUGGACAGCUGCCAGACUCCUUGUACAGUUUCAUGCAAUAUCCCAGUUGUCUCUGGCAAAGAGUGUGAAGACAUAAUUAGGAAAGGAGGCGAAACAUCAGAAUUGUACCUUAUUCAACCUGAUCCUAUUUUCAAACCUUACAGAGUUUACUGUGACAUGACCACAGAAAAUGGAGGCUGGACUCUUAUUCAGAACCGCCAAGAUGGCAGUGUUGGUUUUGGAAGAACAUGGGAUUCAUACAAAAAAGGGUUUGGAAAUAUUGCAUUGAGUGGUGGAAAGAACUAUUGUGACACGCCAGGUGAAUAUUGGCUUGGAAAUGAAAGAAUCAGCCAGCUAACCAAAACAGGACCUACUGAAGUUUUAAUUGAACUGGAAGACUGGAAUGGUGAUAAAGUUAAGGCACAUUAUGAACGAUUCAGUGUGCAGGGAGAAGCAAACAAGUACCAGCUCUCUGUUAGUAACUAUAAGGGAACAGCUGGAAAUGCUCUUAUGGAAGGAGCUUCGCAGCUGCAAGGCGUGAACCGAACAAUGACUGUCCAUAAUGGCAUGUUUUUCAGCACUUUUGACAGAGACAAUGAUAGAUGGUAUGUGACGACAGACCCCAAAAAACAGUGUGCUAAGGAAGAUGCUGGUGGUUGGUGGUAUAAUCGCUGUCAUUCAGCCAAUCCAAAUGGCAGAUACUACUGGAAUGGAGUGUAUACACCAGAUAUGACAAAACAUGGAACAGAUGAUGGAGUUGUAUGGAUGAAUUUUAAAGGGUCUUGGCAUUCACUGAAGAAAGUGAGCAUGAAAAUUCGGCCCUUCUUCCAACAAUAA
Gekko japonicus is the source of this 1497-nucleotide messenger RNA. It is a transcript of the gene FGB, whose product is annotated as fibrinogen beta chain. Bases 1 to 1497 code for a protein of 498 amino acids. Gene Ontology annotation, molecular function: signaling receptor binding. Gene Ontology annotation, cellular component: fibrinogen complex. The record is from RefSeq and is a predicted model, not a curated record. The transcript is spliced from 9 exons. NCBI's taxonomy places the organism in Eukaryota, Metazoa, Chordata, Lepidosauria, Squamata, Gekkonidae. Gene Ontology annotation, biological process: platelet activation; blood coagulation; protein polymerization.